Molecule: messenger RNA, 1818 nt
Organism: Rotaria sp. Silwood2
Lineage: Eukaryota; Metazoa; Rotifera; Eurotatoria; Philodinida; Philodinidae
Source: the annotation of a GenBank genome assembly
AUGAUCGGGGUCUUACCCAUCGACAAGCAAAAUUUGAAAUUACCUGAUGAUUCUACAGUAAACUUUACAGCUACCAUCAUAAGUAAACUUACAGAGCGACUGCAAGAUGUUAUCAGUUCUUUGAAAGAAGAUGAAUGGAAUUCGUUUAAAGAUGGUUUGAAAACUGUAAUAUGUAUUCAAUUGCUAAGUCAAACAUAUAAGAAGUCAAAUAUAAAUCCACUUGAACUGCUUCUGAACGCAUCAAUCCAAGCAGAACGUCUUGACAUUGCCAAGAGAGUACUCAAACUUAUCGAAAACAUUCAAGAAAAUAAAGAUAUACCUGAAUCAAUAUGGUUCGAACUAUUAGUGCUGGACAGCCCUGACAAUUUAAUAGAAACAAUUCCUAUAAAACAAAUACCAUUUGAAGCCUAUUUAAAGUGUGCUAUCAAAGUUGUUCCUGUUUUAAUACAAUUUGGUAACUUCGUCAAUCAGCUUAGUUCACAUUUUGAUGGUGCUGUCAAAGACAAUGAAUUCCUUAUUGAUCUCGAAAAUAUAAUUUUUCUUCUCGAUUUUCUUCGAAACAAGCCAUCAGAUGAUACUAAUCCGGAUCUCAAAACAAUUCGUACUAUAAUUGACGCAAGUAUCCCACUACGAAAUAAAGUAGGAGAAUACAUGUCGACAUUGAAUGUCACUAUUAAUGAUUUCAAUUCCAUUCGUGAUAUAUUUAUUCUUUCCGCCGAAUCAUGUGUUUUAUUUCAUGUUAAAAAGGAAGAAUUUCUACAUAAAUUACUUACAAGUGGUAACAAGCAUCGUUCGGUUGAGUUUUAUACACGAUGGUUUUUAGCUUUUAUGACACCGAAUAAAAAGAAACAAUCGAUACUUGAUGAUGACGAGUUCAAAGAAUUUCUCAAAGCUUGGACAACAUGUUUUGCACACCGUUCUGAUUCAAUGAUCGAAAUAAUUAAAGGGAUCGAUGUGCUUAUCUCAGCCAUUGGUGAUCAUUCAUGCUCUGAGCACUUCAUUAAACAUAUGAUCGAUCUCUGCUUUGAACAAAAAUCAAUAAUAGAGAAGAUUGAAAAUAGUGUCCUACUAGUUCAAAAUCCGAAGUUUCUCAGUGAAUUCAAAUUAAAAUAUAAAACAAACGUUUUGAGUACGUAUCAAAACAGCUUAAAAGAGUUGGAAAAUCCAGUAAAUCCUUUACAUAUAUUGAUACUCAUCGAUGAUGAUACCAAAUAUCAAAAUAGAUUUCUACACGAAUUAAUUGAAAUGACAUGUAAAGAUAUUAUAAUCGAUGACGACGAAAUUCUACAAGAUGUAUUUUAUCAACCCAGCAAUCGAGCAUUUACUUACUUCGUUCUUUUUCUUCCCUCUUUUAAAACUACGCACACACGUCAGUAUAUUGUUGAUAAAUUGCUCGCUCAAUCGAUAAGUUGGGAAGAAAUAGGAAUGCGAUGGGAUGACAUUUCGGCAUGGGAAAGGUAUACGAAUGAACAGCGUGCAGUAGCCGACAAAGUUUGGGCACACAUUCGUGAAACAUCAUCUAAAAAAUUCGAAUUAGUCAGAUUAAUUAAGACAGAAAAUGAUAAAAUGCAAGAAAAAUUGGAAAUUAUAAAAAUGAUUCCAUCGUGUUUAGACUUUUACUGCUCAAAUGCAACAGAUAAACAACAGUACAAAGAUCUUUUGCAGAAUAUAGCUAAUUCUUUUACAGAUAAAAUUAUUCGAACUGUUGUAAUACCAGAUGACAUUGAAAAACUUGUACCAAUUGCCAAACGUCUCGAUCUUUAUUCUAAAUCAAACGUUUGGCAUUUAUUUCGUCAGCAACCAAUGACAUGUAAGUGA